Messenger RNA from Talaromyces amestolkiae, 2040 nucleotides. RefSeq lists its product as uncharacterized. Lineage: Eukaryota; Fungi; Ascomycota; Eurotiomycetes; Eurotiales; Trichocomaceae. The record is from RefSeq and is a predicted model, not a curated record. Bases 1 to 2040 code for a protein of 679 amino acids. The transcript is spliced from 9 exons. Gene Ontology annotation, biological process: glucan catabolic process. Gene Ontology annotation, molecular function: hydrolase activity, hydrolyzing O-glycosyl compounds.
AUGUCAACUACUCCAAAGGUUGCUACUUCGCUCCAGCCCGGUGACCGUAUAUUGGUAACAGGAGCCAAUGGCUACAUUGCGUCGAACGUCGUGGACGUCUUGCUAUCUCUUGGCUACCUCGUCCGCGGCACAGUCCGUGAGGAAAAGCCAUGGCUCGUUGAGCUCUUCGAGUCCAAGUAUGGCCCUGGAAAGUUUGAGACAGUCAUUGUCCCCAAUUUAGAAAGUGAGGAAGUCUUGAUUAAGGUUCUGGGCGGAGUUAGCGGUGUUGUCCAUGUGGCGAGUGAUGUCUCGUUCAAUACCGACCCUAACGUAGUCAUAACCAAAGUCGUUGCAUACACGGAAGCAAUCUUGAAAGCUGCCGACAAGGCAUUGGUCAAGAGAGUCGUUUUGACCUCAUCAUCAUCUUCUGCCUGUUUUACACAGCCUGGUGUAGAAGGUAUCGUGAUAACAGAAGAUAGCUGGAACGAUGCAGCCGUGAAAGCAGCAUGGGACGAAAAUMCCCCCGCCGAAGCAAAGCCCUUUGUCAUUUACGCGGCAUCCAAAGCCGAGGGCGAAAGGGCGGCAUGGAAGUGGGUCAAAGAGAACAAUCCGAAUUUUACCUUUAACGCUGUACUUCCAAACCUCGUUUUAGGAAAAGUUCUUCACCCCAAUAUCAACGGGUCGACCAUGAAAUGGGUCGCGGAUUUGUUGGAGGGUAAUGCUAAUGUUCUCUCAAUGCCUCCCCAACACUAUGUCAAUGUGGAAGAUGUUGCACGAAUCCAUGCAAUCGCGCUUCUCGACCCUAACGUCAACUCGGAGCGCCUUUUCGCCUUUGCUGCCCCCCAUACCUGGGUUGGCAUCAUUGAUAUCUUGAAAAAGCUCAGGCCGUCUAAUGAUAAGAUUCCCAGCCCUCCGGCCAAUGAACUCCCUGAUCUGAGUCAAGUUGUGCCUGCUAAGAGAGCAGAAGGAUUACUCAAGUCCUUUUUCGGACAGCAUAGUUGGAUUGGCUUAGAAGAGACUGUGAAGGCUGGCAUUGACACUAGUGCUAUACUAGCAGUCACUUCCAUUCAAGCCCAGCAAACUGGAUAUGGCCAGUGUGGUGGUGAGAACUGGACUGGUGCCACGACCUUCCAGCACUUUGACUACCACAACAUCUUCAAAAACCUCAACAACCACCACCACUUCGAAGACGACAACCUCAUCGACAACCUCAUCGACGAGUUCACCAACGAGUACCGGAAAGUUGAAAUGGAAUUCAUCAGCCAAGGUUUCAACUUUUUCCGCAUUCCUUUUGCCAUGGAACGAAUGGCACAAGGGUCAAUUGAUAGUGCUUUGAAUACCGCAUAUUUGACGAACUACUCUGUCGCUGUCAACUAUAUCACCUCAAAAGGGGCAUACGCUGUGAUUGAUCCUCACAAUUACGGAAGAUACAAUGGCAACAUUAUCACCAAUACUACUGCUUUCCAGACCUUCUGGUCUAACUUGGCAACAGCUUUCAAGAGCAAUUCCAAAGUUAUCUUUGACACAAACAAUGAGUACCACGAUAUGGAUGAGACCCUGGUCUUCAACCUGAAUCAAGCAGCAAUCAAUGGUAUUCGUGGCGCCGGCGCCACAACACAAUAUAUCUUUGCCGAGGGUAAUAGCUGGACCGGCGCAUGGACCUGGAACACGACCAAUGACUCACUUAAAUCUUUGAGUGAUCCUGAGAACUUACUUGUCUACGAAAUGCACCAAUACCUUGACUCCGAUGGAUCUGGAACAAAUGCUGCCUGCGUCUCUUCCACAAUUGGUGUUGAGCGUGUAGAGGGCGCCACAGCUUGGUUGAAGGCCAAUGGAAAGCUUGGUGUUCUAGGGGAGUAUGCCGGUGGCCCCAACUCGGUCUGUCAAGAGGCCGUGACGGGCAUGCUGGACCAUCUAGUCGCCAACAACGACGUCUGGCUAGGAGCUUCGUGGUGGGCUGCCGGACCAUGGUGGCCGUCGUCGACAUGGUCGAGUAUUGAGCCACCAAGUGGACAGGCAUAUGUUUAUUAUGAUAGUAUUUUGCAAGCAUACACCCCUUAG